Molecule: messenger RNA, 4177 nt
Organism: Polypterus senegalus (gray bichir)
Lineage: Eukaryota; Metazoa; Chordata; Cladistia; Polypteriformes; Polypteridae
Gene: baiap3
Product: BAI1 associated protein 3
Exons: 34
Coding region: 195-3743 (1182 amino acids)
Source: RefSeq, a predicted model, not a curated record
UCAGCAAAAUAAAACCGUUUCGUGCUGCCACUUGUAAAGUGUUAGAAGGACCGGCGGGGAAAUCGAAUCGAGCUCAGAUUUUCCACUCAUCGCUUGACGAAAAUAAAAAAGAAGACUUUAAGACUCACGCUUGGAUUCGAUAUUCAGUAAUAAUAGUUUAAAAAUUACUGUGCGGAAAAUUUAACAGGUGACAAAUGAGCAUGUCGACCCUGCUGGAGCUGAAGAGCAGUGUACUACGGCAGGUUCAGAGCCGACAGUCCUUUCGAAGGAGAGCAGACACAGUUGCCAGCCCUGGCAGCUUUGGCAAUCCUGAGACUUCUAACCGAGAAAGUUCAGCAACCAGGAGUGAUCAUGAUAAUGGCGAAUUUUUUGAAAGACUGAAAAUCAUUCUUCAGAAACAGGAGGCCAUGCAACGUUCCACUCGCAGUGAGGUGUCUAUGGAAAGCCGACCUCCUCCACCUGAAUCAACUGGACAAAACAGAGGUCCACAGUACCAAGGCUUAUCAAGGCGGGAGUUAGAUCUUCUUUAUGAAGAAGCUGUCUACACUGUAGUGAACAGGGUGGGUGUCACUUCUCCAGACUAUGUCACAAAUGAAGAAGACCUUUUUUCUUAUCUUCAGGAGGUAUUUCAGGUUGGUCCAGAUGAACAUGAUAUAAUUCUACAAAGAGUCAAAGAGGCCAAGCGCACAAGUUAUUCUCUGAAGGUUUCAGUAAAAGAAGGGCGAAACCUGCUGGCCAAGGAUGCCAAUGGUUACAGCGACCCCUACUGUAUGCUGGGUAUUCUUUUAGGACAAAGCCCCAAAGACCCAGAAGAGAAGAAAGAAAGAAAAUUCAGUUUUCGUAAGAAAAAGGACAAAAUUGAGAAAAAAUCCAGCAUAAGAGAUGUUCUACCAGCAAAAGUUAUUCAGGUUACUGAGGUCAAGCCAGAAACGUUGAACCCAGUGUGGAAUGAAACAUUUACCUUUGAAAUUGAUGAUGUCUACAAUGAUCAACUUCACCUGGAUAUUUGGGACCAUGAUGAUGAUGUCUCUGUGGCUGAUGCUUGCAAAAAGCUCAAUGAAGUGAGUGGUUUCAAAGGCAUGGGCAGGUACUUCAAACAGAUAGCCAAAUCAGUGCGAGCUAAUGGGACUGCAGGAUCUGCAGUAGAGGAAAAUGUGGAUGACUUUCUUGGCUGUCUUAAUAUUGGCAUUAAUGAAAUUCCUGUUGAAGGAGUUGACCGCUGGUUUAAAUUGGAACCACGCUCCAGUGCAUCCAGUGUUCAAGGAGAAUGCCACCUUGCACUCAAACUAAUAUCUUCCCAGAGAGAUACAUCAUUAAGUAAGAAGGAGUCAUAUGUGACUAUUCAUAAACUCUUUCUCAGACAGAUCAUAGAAUAUGAACAUGCCCAGAUUAAGAUAGACUCUUAUGCUUGGAAGGGACAACUCAGUAAGCCUGCAUGGACUGUGCUUUCCCAUCAUGCAGCACAGAUUGACCUAUCACCUUUGCAUCGAGUCAUUCUGCAGUGGCAGUCCUUCAGUAAGCAUCAUGAAGUAGAAAGCUUGGACUAUUCCUAUCUCCUUGAGCUGCUAAAGAACAUUGAAGAAAAAUGGACAACUGAUGUACUCAGCACAGAGCUGGAACGAAGUCUAGCAGAAAGUUUUACUUCUUUUCGAGAAUACUGCCUGGCACUGUUGAAGAACUUAAGAGAACUAUUUCCAGUCAACAGACCUAGGGCAAUAACACGCCUUGACUAUAUGCUUAGAUGUCUCAAUCAAAUUCAUUGCCUGCAGGCAUUCAAAACACUUUGUCCUUUUCACAAUGAGCUACAUGUGGAAAUUACUACUGUGCUGAAGAAAAGUACACUGGAAUGGUAUGAACGAUUAGCAUCCAGUUUAAAACCAGAUGAAGGUCCUUCUUUAGAGCAACUGCGUAUUCUUGUGCGCAUCAUUGAUGCUGUCUAUGCAGAUGUUCAGCGUGACUACCAUGUGUAUAACCAGCUCUUCUACAGUACUGUAAAAGCAGACUACUUCAGUAUCACAUAUCGACAACUAGAAAAACUGGCUGCAGAUGACAUUAGUGCUGCCAUGGAGAAGGUUUGUGGAAUGCUGGAGCAGGAAGGAUGCAAAUUGGUGCAGAGUAUGGGGGAGACAUUAUUUGAACUCUACAUCACCUUAAAAGCUUUGAAACAGUUUCAAGAAUUCCUGCCUACAAAGGACAGCAAAUGCCUUUCUCUGGCAUCAUUCCAUAACUGGUUUCAGAGCUUCAUCCAUAAGUGGCUACAGAUUGUUCAUGAGAAAUGUUGUGAAAGAAUCAAGAAAGCAGUUGAAGUGGACAAGAUGGAGCAUGUGGAUACACUAUCAAAACAUAGCAGCUCAGCUGUGGAUGUAACCUCUUGUCUGACUGAGGUCAAGGAGUUCUGGGUACAGCUUGCCUGGCCAGACGCAGCAGGAGCAUUUGUGUUUUUGACACGUCUUACUGAUGACAUAUGUAGUGCAGUGGUUUGGUACUCAGAACUAAUAAAACACAAAACAGAACGAGGCCAGCAAGGUCAAGAAAGCAAACGUAUAACCAAUCAGCUCUGCAUCGCUCUAAACAACAUUGAACAUGUUCGAAGAUUCAUUUGCAAUCUCCCCAGAGAUCUUGACUGGAAUUCACUGGAAGCAGCCAUGGAAGAGUCCAGUGGGGCUGACAGUAAAGAGCAGGUUCACAAAGCCCUCAGUGCUCAGCUGCUGAACAUUGAUGUGGACUUGAGGAGGGAAGCUAAGCGCAUGAUUGCACAUCUGACUGACAAGAUGGUGGCAGAUUUAAAAAAAUAUAUUCAACAUAUCAGCCUGUCACCAGAUUCCAUUCAUAAUGAUGAGGCCAUAUCCCCCUUGAUGAAAUACCUUGAUGAUACCUUAAUUAUACUAAGCGGUUCUUUAGUAAAGGAGAACCUUAGCAGAGUUCUACAAGGUCUGUGGGCUUUGUUACUAAAGCUCAUCCUUGAUACAGUGGCUGAGAACAGAGGAGUGUCUUUAGAGUUUUAUGGAAGAUUCUAUUAUACUGUUGAGGCUUUGGUGGAGUUUUUUCAUGCUGAAGGUGUAGGUCUCCCAGUAGAAGAACUCAAGAAUGAGGAAUACAAGAUGUUGGAAGAAGAACUAAGGCUGAAUAAAUGCUCCUCCAAUGAACUCAUCGAGCAAUAUUACACAGAAAAAAUAGCUCUUCAGAAAACUUUGAGGCAAAGUAGAUAUGGAAGAAUUAGUGUCAAAUGCUACUAUGAAGCCUCAGAACAGAAACUUUAUGUUGAAAUUCUGCAUGCAGCAGAUCUCAUCGCUUUAGAUGCCAAUGGUUUAAGUGACCCAUUUGUCAUCAUAGAGGUGUGUCCCCACCACAUAUUUCCAAUGUCAAGAAGUCAGCGAACACAAGUGAAACACAAAACUCUACAUCCAGUGUUUGAUGAACUUUUUGUGUUCCAUGUUACUCAGGAGCAGCACAAGAAAAAGUCUGCCUGUAUCCUGUUCACCAUUAUGGAUCACGACUGGCUGUCAGCCAAUGACUUUGCUGGUGAAGCUGUUCUGUCAUUAACAGACUGCUGUGGUUCAGACAAGCCGACAACACAUGGAGGAGUGAAAAAUGCCCAACCUCUGAUACUACACCUGGCAAGACCCAAACCCAGUGAGAAGCCCAUCCUGAAAAUGCUAGAAGCACGUAGUACUGACAGAGAGGCCCAAGAAUUUGUGAAGAAGCUCAAGGAACUUGAAAAAUCAAUGGGAGAAACAGACUAAAGUUAUACAGGGCUGAUGGGAUACCUAUGGCGUGCUGUACAUCUGUGUCAUGUUCAUUGUGACAGUUGAUGUCUUUUACAAAGUUUGAUUCAUAUUAUGUCAAAACGUUCAUGAUUAAGAGGAAAGUAUCGAUACAAAUGCAACACAGGAAAGAAUGUGUUGCAAACAGUUGUGUAGUGUGAACCUGCCUAAGCUGAUCCUCGGCACUUAACCUGUCUGAGAUGACCGCAACUUAUUUUAGUUUCUCUCAUCACCUGCCAACUGUUUACAACAUUUUAAGUGUACUAAAACUAAACUGUUAUUUCUCUGUAUAAGUUUGAUAGUAAAAUUUGUGCACAUUGAUGAUCAAUAUUUGCUCUACAUGCAACAAAGCUGUACUACAAAACUGUACUUUUCUAACUGUUGACUGAAGAAAGUUGUUUAUUUAAAAAGUC